GCGAGAGAGAAAGAGAGAGAGCCAGUGGGGAGGAGGUGAAGGAGAAGAGGAGAGGAGGAGGGGUGGCGAUAGGAGAGAGGAACAGACAUGGCUUCUAAAGAGAUCCCUGCCUCCGGUUUCCUAAGUGUGAGCAAGGAUAUCACAGAAAGCAUCAGGAAGAUUAUCGAUAAAUCGUCAAUCAAGUUUGUUCACGGGAUUAAGCUUGACACCAAAAAUGGCAAAACCGAGGACAGAAUACUGGUCCUUGCAACAUGGCGUCUCUAUUUCCUGCCGCCAAAGAUUCCCGCUAAGGUAGAAACCACGUUCAACUUCUUGGAGAUUCGAGCUUUGAAUUCCCACCCUGAGCACCAGGUUAUUAUCGACACUGACAAGUCCAGCUACUCCCUGAGGUUUGAGUCACGCGAAAACCUCAAUCAUGUGGUGAGCCAUAUUAAUUUGGCUCUGUCUCGAAUAUUCAACAACUCCAUUUUUGCCCCUUCCAUCUGUCACUCAGACAGUGACCUUUCUGAGGGGAGCAGGAAGUAUUCACCCAGCUCAGAGACGUCAGUGGAAACCCAGAGGGCUUGUGGAGGCUUCUCGGAGACAUACGCCGCUCUGUGCGACUAUAAUGGCAUCAGCUGCAAGGAGGAAGUGCAGUGGGAUGUGGACACCAUCUAUCACUCCCAGGACAGCCGAGAGUUUAACCUGCUGGACUUCAGCCACCUGGAGAGCAGGGAUUUGGCGGUGAUUGUGGCAUCGAUGGCAUACAACACCUGGUUCACUAAACUGUACUGCAAAGACCUGCGGAUAGGGUCAGAGGUCACCGAGCAGGUCCUGCACACUGUCAGCAAAUCCUCCAGCCUGGAGGAGAUCACGCUGGAGAAUGCUGGGUUAAAAUCAGACUUUCCACAGAAGAUGUCGGCUGCUCUUUCAGAGAACCCUGCUUCUGUCAUCCACUCGCUCAACUUGGCCCACAACUCACUGGACAACCAAGGUGUGUCCAACCUAAUUCAGCAGGUGUGUCGCCUCAGCAAGGGACUUCGUCUCCUCAACCUCUCCAAGACCUCGCUCACCUCCAAAGGAGUGGUGUCUCUCUCUCAGGCUCUGUGCUCCAGCGAUGAGUACUCCAACUCUCUCCUGCACCUGGACCUGAGCAAGAACCCCGGGGUCCUCUCAGGGGAGGAUGCCUCGAAUUUGUAUCUCUUCUUGUCUCAGCCCAACUGCCUGGUCCAUUUGGAUCUGUCGGGCACAGACUGCUCUGUGGACUCACUAUUUGGGGCUCUUCUGAGGGGGUGUUGCGCUGAUCUUUCCUUUCUGAAUCUUUCCAAAAAUUCUCUCUCGCACAGGAAAGUGAAGGACACGCUGCCGCUGUUCCGUCAGUUCUUCAGCUCGGCCUUCAGCCUCACUUAUGUCAGCCUGGCCUCUAUGAAGCUGCCCCCCGAUGUUCUGAGGGCUCUGCUAACAGGGUUAACCUCCAAUCCUCAUAUCAAUGAUCUACAUCUGGAUCUCAGUGGCUGUGAGCUAAGGUCUGCAGGAGCUGCUGUAUUCCAGGAACUCUUCCCCAGAGUCUCCGCUAUCGGCACUCUGGAUAUAUCAGACAACGGUCUGGAUGUAGACCUGCUCACUGUACUGCCGGCCCUCUCCAGACACCCCUCCCUCAAACACCUUCAUCUGGGCAAGAACUUCAACAUCAAAAGCAGGGUUCUGGAUGAGGUCCUGCAGAAGCUGGUUCAUCUCAUACAGGAGGAGGAAUGCGCCCUGCAGUCUCUGUCCCUGGCCGACUCGCGCCUGCGCUCUCGGGGCACCGUGCUGGUCAACGCCCUGGGCAGCAACACCUGCCUGAGAAAAGUGGACCUGAGCGGGAACAACAUGGACGACAUCGGAGCCAAGAUGCUGAGCAAAGCCCUGCAGAUCAACACCACGCUCAGGAGCGUGACAUGGGAUCGCAACAACACCUCCGCGGCAGGAUUUCUAGAUGUGGCCCGAGCACUUGAACAUAAUUUCACAUUGCAGUACAUGCCUCUACCGCUGAGUGACAUCAGCCAGGCGUACCGCAGCGCCCCUGAGAGGACAGAGCAGGCACUGACCAAGAUCCAGCGCUCUCUGGUGAGGAACAACCAGACACAGCGCUUCUCUCAGAGGCAGGCUCUGCGGCUGCACCAAGGACUGGUCACCAGCACUGCCGAGCAGGUGAUGGAGCGCCUCUGCGUGCGCGUCCAGCAGCAGGUGUGUGUGCUGCGAGGCGUCGGAGAGAUGGAGGAGAUUCAAGCUGCUAAACAAGUGUUAAAAGAGGCCAGGAACUCCCGUGCUCUGUACCCCUCCCUGUGCGAGCUGGCUCAUGUGCUGUCUGUGGACGGGCCAGUGCGACAGAGACUGGACUCUCUGGCCGGUGAACUCGCCAAAGCCGCGGACAAGGAGCUUCAGGUGAUCGUGGACUCUAUGGUGUCUCUCUGUCGCGAGCUCUGCCCUUUGUCGUCUUCUGCGGCGGAGAGGCUGAGUCCUCCACUCUCAUCCGUCUCCGAGCGCGUGUCCAUCCCUCGCUCGGCCAUUCGGACCGCUCUGAUGGAAAGAGCGGCGCAGGACAUCCACCGAGCCUUGGAAGAAGUGAAGCUGUCGGUGGUUUCCUACCUCACCAACUCCAUCGUGGACCAGAUCCUGCAGGAGCUCUACGCCACCCAUAAGACCCUGACUCGGCAGGUGUCUCAUGUGAAGCACUGGGAGGGGACGUGUAAAGACGGGACAGGCUGGAGGUUCAACAGACACAGAGACUCUCUGGACAUCACAGACGAGGAGCUCAGCACCAGCAUAGACACAAUAGCCAUUAAGAAGCGCAGCUCGAGAACAAGACGAAUACGACCUGUCUCCACCAGGCUGAGUCUGUGUGACGACUCCAGCUCCUCUCCACCCCCGUCCGUGCCAUCGUAUUCCUCGCCACUGUCCCGCUCGGCAUCCUGGGAGGGCCUGUCAGAGCUGCCUACGCAGGGUCUGCCUCUCCAUCAUGUGACGCGGGUUCGGCCGAGGCCUCCGCGGAGGCACAAAGGAGGGCACAUCCCUGCUGAGACUCAUUGCAGUGAAAAUGGAGGAAUAAGCCCUCUUGAUGAUGGACUCCCAGAUUUCUACACUAAAAGAGUGCUCCCCGACAGUCAGCUCUCGUCUCUGCACAAAGCUCACUCGCUGAGGAGGAAGAAGAGGAGAAACAUGCUGGCCAUCUUCGGUUUCCGUAAGAACCGCAACCAAACUUUGUCCAAUCAGGGGCCGGAGUCCGAAGCGGAGGUUUAUGGAGACGGGUGUCACGUUGUUGCUACAGCACCCACAGGGUUUGUGUAUGCACAAACACAACACGCGCGCACUCUCCUUUUUGAAAGGACAGCCACAGAGAACGUGUACACGCUCCUUCAGCCGCCGAGAGCCGCCGCCAGAGCCGGAUCCCCGGGCGAAGGGGCUGAUGGGAGAAUGAACGAUCACCAGGGUAAAAAUACUCUCGUUUUGAGUCCGCCACCAGUGCCGGGCAUCCCUCACCCGAAUGUGGGAGGAAGCAAACACCCCUUUUAUUCUCCCAGAGAGAUAUCUGAAGUGGACUCUGUGUUUGAACAUCCGUUGGAGACAGACAAGUACUGCGUGGACGACAAACACAGGACAACAGACGCGCUGCACGCAGACAAGCCGAGGAUAGAAGCGAGGCAGGGAGACCAUCACGUAGAGAGACAGCGGUUCGACAGCAAGCUGCAAGAAAGAUCGCUUGGAGAGACGAGGACAGCCGACAGACAAACCGACAAGUACUGGACUGAGAGUAGACACCCGGACCGACACAUGGACAGACAGUGGACUGUUGACAGACACACCCAGCGGCAGAUUGACAGAAAGAUAGAGAGACAGUGGAUGGGCGGCAGACAGAUAGACAGGUCGUGGUCGGAGAACAGGCCGACGGACGUACAGGUGGACAGCCAGUGGACCGAGAGCAGACACGGAAGCAGGAAGACAGAGAGACAAGCGCAGGCGCUUCAUUUGGCUCAUAGGCCGCUGCCUCCAUACCCGUCGGACAGGACGCCUUCGCCGAAGCAGGAAACGGAUCCUCUGAAAAGCGCAGAGGCGGCUGCUACAGACUGGCAUCAGCAGGACGCGCAGGGAGACAGACAGAUGUGUCCCGACGCCGGCGGAGGCUUCACGGAGGGAUGGCGGGGCGGCGGCGGAGGAGGAGGGCGAGCCCCUCCCUGCGCUAAACCCGAUCCCCCGCCGCAGAGCAGCAAACCCAACCUGUCCAAACUGAGGCAGAGACAUCGGCUCGAGAGCUCAGACGCUCUACGAGGUACAGAGGAGGAAGCAGAUGUAGACAAGUAUCCUGGAAAGAUGGAAAAGAAAGAGAGAGAAAAAAGAAGAGACUCGGAGGGUCAACCGCCUCCGAUUCCAGAAAAGCCAAAGACGUCCUCGUAUGUGACUUUUCCAAAAGAAUCAGCCAAUGAGAGGAACUUACCUCCUCCUCCUGUGCCGCCUCCUGUUAACAAGCCUGUGCAUGGAUUACCAGACAGAGCUGCAAGUCAAGGUGAAGAAGGAUUGAGACCUCAGGCUCCAGUGAAACCACAGAGACACAGAAAGGCCAUGUCUUGCGACGCAGGCACUGACAGGGAAAGCCCUAAUAACGUUGAGAAGCCCCCAAAUCGCAAACCCCCCGUGAAAAAACCUAGACUACCCCAAAACAGAAAUAAGUCACUGGACUUGUCUGACAGCCUAAACUCAGCCUCUGGUCACAGCGAGCUGUUGUGAUGACUGGGAAAUUCACCCGCCGCUGCCCUGCCGAAGCGAUGUCAUGACAACCGUGGCGCAUUUAACCCGACGAGGAAACAAAGAAAACC
Molecule: messenger RNA, 4829 nt
Organism: Perca fluviatilis (European perch)
Lineage: Eukaryota; Metazoa; Chordata; Actinopteri; Perciformes; Percidae
Product: capping protein, Arp2/3 and myosin-I linker protein 3-like
Exons: 40
Coding region: 88-4740 (1550 amino acids)
Biological process (GO): regulation of Arp2/3 complex-mediated actin nucleation; cell migration
Cellular component (GO): lamellipodium; plasma membrane
Molecular function (GO): protein binding
Source: RefSeq, a predicted model, not a curated record